CCCCCCCACCCCGCUGGGCCGCUCGGGCUCGCGCGCUGGGAGCGGGUGCGGAAAGAUGUCGGACGCGGCGGUGGCGGACACUCGGCGCCUAAACUCGAAGCCUCAGGACCUGACGGACGCCUACGGGCCGCCAAGCAACUUCCUGGAGAUCGACAUCUUCAACCCACAGACGGUGGGCGUGGGCCGAGCGCGCUUCACCACCUACGAGGUCCGGAUGCGGACAAACCUCCCUAUCUUCAAGCUGAAGGAGUCAUGUGUGCGGCGGCGCUACAGUGACUUUGAGUGGUUAAAGAAUGAACUGGAGCGGGACAGUAAGAUUGUAGUGCCACCACUGCCUGGGAAAGCCUUGAAGCGGCAGCUCCCCUUCCGAGGAGACGAAGGCAUCUUUGAGGAGUCCUUCAUCGAGGAGAGGAGGCAGGGCCUCGAACAGUUUAUUAACAAAAUCGCCGGGCACCCGUUGGCUCAGAAUGAGCGCUGCCUACACAUGUUCCUGCAGGAGGAGACAAUUGACAGGAACUACGUCCCUGGGAAGUGGCUGUCGUCCCCCGGCCUGACUAUCUGUCUGCCAUCGUUCUCCCUGGCAUUCGGCCACACUGUGGGCACUCUUCUAAGAUCCUCCUUUCUAAGGAGAGGGGGGAAGCUGUGGGCAGAGGUCCUGGGCUUUUAGGGGGAGGGGGUCAGGAAUUGGACUAAAAGGCACUUGCUUGGGCUUCCUCUCAGGCAACAAGGCUAGCCUGGGGGUCUGGUGCUUCAGUGGCACUUGGCCAAACAGGUCAGCGGUGCUGUGAAUCUAAGGGAGGUUCCCCACUCCAAAGUUGAACCUGGAACUCUGAGCAGGGAGCAACCCUGCCCCUUCUACCUGCAUGGAACCUUCCUUUUGCCCUGUUCUGGGAUGGUAGAUUCCCAUGGGCUCUCCCAGUUUUCUCUGUUCCUCCCCUAGUUCUCUCUAUAUUUCCAUGAUUCGCUUCCUCCCUCUUAUGUUGCUGUCUGGGGUAGUCAUCAACCCAGAAGCUAAGCGUCCCAGUUUGUGGAUUUCCUGGGCCCAUCGUACUUAGGUGCCUCAGAGUCACAAGGGACUUCUGGGGAGGUAGAGGGGCUCCCAUUGGCUUUCUCCCACUCUCCAGGCCCCUAGCUGCUUCCUGUGUGUGGCUGGCUUUUCACUGUCCAUCCUUGAUUGACCAGUGUGGGUCAGCAGCUCUUCCUGAAAUCUUAACUGCCAGGUGGGCUGCCUUGGGGGAACCUCACUGUUGGCUGAUGGUACAGAGUGAGAAUGGUUUCUUGUCUCGGAAGCUCCCAGGGGCCAGAAAGCACUCCAUCCCAUUCUCCUUCCUCCUCGGAGUCUCACGACAUGUUUUGUUCCCAAAGGGCAGGACUACAUGAACCAAUAAUGUAGUCUGACUUCUGGCAAGCACUUUGAGCUGGGUGAGUGGGGUCAUCCCCUCCCCCACUUUGGUCACAGGGUCGUCAAGCUUUCUGUACCUGUCUCUUCGGGGACUGUCGGUGGCUUCUCUAGAAGCUGGGCUGGGGACAGCAGCUGGCUGGGAGUCACCCUCGCUUUUAGUACAAAGCAGAUUCUUAGGGCUAGAAGCUCUCCUGGGCUUUGGGCUGGGAGGCGGCCUGUUGUCUGGCCAGGGUGAGAGAGUAGCAAGCAUGCAGAGGAAGGCCUUCCCCGAGCCCUUCAUCAUAGCAGGAUGUUGGGGGAGGGAGGAUUGGAAGCUCACGCCGAGUCGAAGGUGCCCCCAGGACAGAGGUCAGCUCUAGCUGUUGAGGCGGCUCCCAAAGAGAGGCCCUGCUCCCUUGCCUGCCUUGCUAAUGGUGUUGUUGUUGAAAUACCUGCUUCAGUUUUUGAGCUGUAUUUUUAAGCUAUUCCUUCAGCACGCACAAGUGCUGAGAGUCUGAUGCCCCUUUUCUGCUGUGUAUAUAUCCUAACUUGGGGGUUCCAUUCAGCAAAACCGUUCAGUCUUCUGUCAGGCAAUGUCAUAUCCAACUGCUGUUCAUAUUAAACCACUGUGAAGCAAG
Molecule: messenger RNA, 2019 nt
Organism: Phascolarctos cinereus (koala)
Lineage: Eukaryota; Metazoa; Chordata; Mammalia; Diprotodontia; Phascolarctidae
Gene: SNX12
Product: sorting nexin 12
Biological process (GO): endocytic recycling; late endosome to Golgi transport
Cellular component (GO): early endosome membrane; retromer complex
Molecular function (GO): phosphatidylinositol-3-phosphate binding
Source: RefSeq, a predicted model, not a curated record